GCAGAUUCUUCAUUCUACUAUCCCAUAUAUUUGCCGAUUCUUGUUUCAAUCUGACAUAAUGUCUGCUGCAUCUUCAGUAGAAGAAGCCCUGAAAAUGGAAAGAGCGGAAGAUAAUGGAAAACGCAUGGCAGCUGCACUGGAUCAAUUGCUGACAUCUUCCAACGAACCCACAGUAUCCGGGGAGAGUAGCAUUUUCAGAAUCCCAAGCAUUCUCUCCAAGCAUAACAAGGAGGCUUAUCUUCCUAAUGCAUUCUCCUUUGGGCCUUGGCACCAUGACGAAUGCAAUCUUCAACCCACAAAAGCGCUGAAAAUCAACUAUCUUAAUGGUCUCCUCGGUCGUUUUCCAGAUCGAAGUGCAAAGCUGCUAGAGUUGGUAUGUGCUGUCCGUAAUAAAAAUGAUCUGGCUCGUCAGUCUUACGCUGGAAAGAUUAGUCUCAGUGAUGAUGAAUUAGUGAAGAUUUUGGUGCUUGAUGGUUGCUUUAUCACUGAGUUCUUUCUCAAGAAUUCCAACGCCGAAGGAUAUUUUCAACCUUACCAAUGAGAGAACAAGA
This is a messenger RNA of Rubroshorea leprosula, 551 nucleotides long. Lineage: Eukaryota; Viridiplantae; Streptophyta; Magnoliopsida; Malvales; Dipterocarpaceae. The record is from the annotation of a GenBank genome assembly.